CGAAAAAGAGAAACUCUGUCAACUAUGGGGGAUCAGCUCAAGCGUGGAGCGAGUGUUAUCGUAAACUCGUAUUCCCAUGAUGUGCCGAAGUGAUCCCUCGUUCGCUGCCCUAAACAAAGUUCUGGCCGCUACUGACCAGAACCCUUUUGCGCCACCGGCUGUCAAUCCCGCUGCAGCUCUGGCUGAAUUCCAAAGACUGCAAAUCUAUGACUACAAUCGUUUAAGAUUUCAUCCUUUUGGACUGCCAUAUGGCUUAGCUGGUACUUUUCCUGACACUGGACAGUAUGGAUUUUCACCAUUUGUCAGGUUCGAUCCCAGAACCGCCCGAUUUGCGACUGAAGAGCCCAAGCCUCAGCACAGCUACAUAGGUCUCAUUGCGAUGGCUAUUCUCAGCUGUCCAGAGAAAAAAAUGGUUUUAUCAGAUAUCUAUCAGUAUAUACUGGAUCAGUACCCGUAUUUCCGGAACAGAGGUCCUGGCUGGAGAAACAGCAUUCGGCAUAAUUUAUCCCUGAAUGACUGUUUUAUUAAAGCUGGACGAAGCGCAAAUGGUAAGGGACAUUAUUGGGCUAUUCAUCCAGCUAAUAUUGAAGAUUUCAAAAAGGGCGAUUUCCGCAGACGAAAAGCGCAGCGUAAAGUCAGAAAACACAUGGGAUUGUCAGUACCUGAUGAUGACGACAGCCCUGCUCCAACACCCCCACCAAGGCCACCACUAGAAGUAACAGCCCCUUUAGUGGAUCCUCAACGACAUCACAAAAUGUUGCAAAGUCCACCACAUCCGGUCAAGCUGACCAUUGCCCGGCAAAAGAGACAGUUUGACAUGGAAAGUAUCCUGGCUCCCGAUCCGUCGCCGUCAACAGACUCACCUAGAUUGACUGAAUGUGAAAGUCCACGCAGGGGCGCAUUCUCUCAUUCACCGGGCUCAGAAAGCCCUAAGGACAUAUUACCACCUAAUUAUUUUCAAGCACCCGGUGUUGCCCCACCAGCACGUAGGGCAAUGCAAUGGACAGUGUCGUUGCCGCUACAGAGUGUUGGGGUACCACAGAGACUAAACACUUUUGGACCUUAUGUGGGGUCAACGCCCUGCUGGUCAUCCGCUGCUUCCUUACUUACUUAUUCUGUAUCAGGACGAGGGGCAAAUUCUUCAGAAGUCAGCCCCUGCUCUUCAACACCCAUGCAAAGUCCUUUAGUUCACCGGUGGCAAGAAUCUAUCAAUAGAGUGAUGGAUGCAGAUAAUAAAUUAGAACACUGAAUAGAAUGACAAGAUAAAGUUUGAGGUAAAUUCAGUUUGAAUUAAAAUUAAUACAAUUUUCUUACGUGGUGGUAAUGUGAACAUUAAAGACAACCUUCAUUUAUUAUUACAUCCGAUUUCAAAGUUAAAUUUAGCAAUAUCCUCAUCUUACUCUUAAAUUACGUGAUAUAAAAAUAAAAUGUGCGUUUUAUAAGUAUCGUUAUCUAAAUUAAAUCAGCAUAAUCUAAUAUAUACAUGUUAUUUUCAUUAUCUGAACUACAUGAUCAGGAUAUAAAAGUAUACAUGUUAUUUUCAUUACUUAAAUCAAAUUUGCCUACAAUAAUCAUAUAACAUGCUGUAUGUUACUGUUGCUAUUGCUAUAUUAAUUAUAUUAACAUAACAUAAAAAUGUAUAUGCAUAGAAUGUUUCAGUAUUUUAAUUAAAUAAGCAUUCAAGGGUAAUUUCAUUGAUUAAAAUUAAUUUAUUUUCCUGUGGUUCGUAAAUUAAAUGAAACAAAACAUGCAUAAUUGACAUAAUAUGUUUUAAUUUAGGCCUAUUUAUUUACUUUUAGGAGUUAAUUUUAAUGCACUAUCUUUGAUCCAGAAUUAAUCAUUGUAAUCAUAAAUACUCUGAAAUAAAAAAUGAUCAUCUGAUAGUUUGCAUUAAAAUUUACGUAAUCUCUCUUUGAUUUCUAAGUUUUGACUAUAAAUUAGUUUUGGUAUAAGCUAGCAACACACGACUAUGCUAUUUUCAUGAACUUAAAAUUCACUACAAUAAUGAAGUUGUUAUAAAAUGAAUGCUAAAAAGAAGUAUGUAUCAAGGUUUUUAUUUUUAAUUUUUCACUAUUUAGAUAGAAUAAGCUUAGCAUAGUUGCCAACUCUGCCGUUUAACCCCUCUAUUUUUUAAACUGCUCUAGUACAUAAAUAUACUCACCUGCCAAUUUUUACAAUUUAUGCAGAAGCAAACAUGAUAACACCACUUAUGAUUCAUUUCUUUUAUUUAAUAUGAAUAGAAAUAGUUUCAUAAGCCAUAACAUUUAAUAUAUUUAAACAUAUGCAUAAGAGAAGCAAUUGACAUGCAGUGAUAUGUUUAACGUGUUCUAGCUAUUGGAAAAUAAAAUAAUGCUACAAAACUUUACAAAUUUAACUAUUGCUCCACUACUACUGGUAAAAAUGCUUUUUUCAAAUAGCUUGAAUUUUUUACGGAAAUGAGUACAUUAUUCAUGUCUUUUACGCAUUUGAAUUAUUUUAGAUGUUGCUACCAUUUUAAAUACCUUUGAAAAAUAGUCUUACGAUAUUGAAUUCAGUUUUCAUAAAAUAGCAAUUUUUCGACAAAUUUAAUUAUAUAUAGCAGCAAACUCACCUAGUUUUCCGAGAGAGUUUCAUAUUUAAGUGGUGUGCAUAGAUAUUUCACUCUUAAUCUAAUAAAACUGAUUUUGAUCAUCAUUUUAAAUAAUUAAUGUAACUGUAUAUAUUGAAGGCUUUAUUAUCAUUUGAUGCAGAAAUUUCUUUAAAUUUUUGAAUUCCACUAGGAAUACUCCACUAAGAAAUGCAAAGUUUAUUUUUAUGAUUAUACGAAAUGAAAUUAGUAUUUCAAUUUAAUCAGAAUGUUUAUCUGAAUGUUAUAACUUAUUUUAUUUUAAGAGGUAAACACGCACUUAACAUAAUGUUUUUAAAAGUCUUACAUGCUUAUGAGUUAUAUUUAUUAUUGAGUUAUAAGCCGUAGUGGUCUAGCUUAUUUUUCUUUUUUUUAAAUAAUUUAUUUAGUUGCAAACCAAAUAUUCAGGUAUAAAUUUUGCUACCAAUAGCGAAAUUUUUUCAGCUAUAACGUAAAAACUGGCAGAUACGACAGCUGAUGAUUAUCACAUAAUUAAUGACCGAAUGGUAUGAGCUUUACAAAUUUCAUUUUUCUACAAACAUCUUCCAACUUUAGAGCUUUCUGGGAAAUAUAUUUAGUGGACGUGUAACAGUUAGUAAAUUGAUAAUUCUAAACAGUACUUCCUUUCCUUCUAAAAUUUUUCUAGUGAUUAAAAUAUUAUUAGCAAUUGUUGGAAUUUUGAUUACCUAAGUUUAAAUUAUUUAUCCAGUUAUAUUAUUAUGAGCAAAUCAUCUAAAUCAACGAUGCUAAAUUAAGAAUAAAAUUAUUAAAACACAUUCCUUAAUUAUAAUAUAAUAAUGAUGAAUCACAUGACUAAUUAAUAACAACUGUAAUUUCUAACAAUAAAAGUUUUCUGUUAAUUGCGAAAAAAAUUUCCGGCUAUGUUGCUCAAAGUCAUUUAUUUAAGAAAAUUAUAAAAACUAUCAAAAUAACUUCUUUGCAAUUAUCCAAAAUAUCCAAAAUA
This is a messenger RNA of Parasteatoda tepidariorum (common house spider), 3569 nucleotides long. The record is from RefSeq and is a predicted model, not a curated record. Lineage: Eukaryota; Metazoa; Arthropoda; Arachnida; Araneae; Theridiidae.